AUGGUCGCACUUGGUUUAAAGAAUGAGAAAAUGGCAAAGUUAAUUCCUACCGCCGUGCCGUCUGUGAAUCCAAACCUCUCUGCUUGCCCUGUCCCGAGGUCAAGAGACACCACCGUCUGCCGCAAGCGAGCUAUUGCCACGCACACACGUGCAAGUUUAGUCAACCACAUCCAGGACAUCCAUGACCAUGACACCCCUGCCUUCUCCAGUUGUGCCCAUGGCCCUCUAGACGGGGAUCAGCGCAACAAAGAGUGGCUGGACCCAGGCUCAUUGGCAGCAGUAAAGUUGGAGAACAUAAUCACGAGGACUGCCUUACUAAAAGAUGUUCGACAGCUGUCUCCACAGCAUCAGACCUUCUCCCUUGAGGCUUACCACUCCCUCAUCUUACACUUCGCGCCCAAGCACACAGGGUUUUCAUACCUUGGGAUGUAUAGCAGGCUUCUCUUAGCGGCGCUGCAUUACAAUUACAAUGCCAACCGCGAGACAGCACGGAGAAGUGAUGGGACGGAGAAGUACUGCGUGCGGUAUCCGCGCUUCAGAAAAGGUGCCCAUGUGGUGCGUCCCAUCAAAGAGGCAGCCUCAUAUGGUUAUGCAACAUCAUUGAUGAAGGCCCUUCGGGAAAGCUACACCAAAUCACCUGCAGCUCUUCGAGAGACAAGUCCAAUGAUUUAGCUGUAAGUAUUUAUC
Carassius carassius (crucian carp) is the source of this 687-nucleotide messenger RNA. RefSeq lists its product as uncharacterized. The coding region runs from base 1 to 672 and encodes 223 amino acids. The transcript is spliced from 6 exons. NCBI's taxonomy places the organism in Eukaryota, Metazoa, Chordata, Actinopteri, Cypriniformes, Cyprinidae. The record is from RefSeq and is a predicted model, not a curated record.